This is a messenger RNA of Leptosia nina, 5025 nucleotides long. Lineage: Eukaryota; Metazoa; Arthropoda; Insecta; Lepidoptera; Pieridae. The record is from the annotation of a GenBank genome assembly.
AUGAUACGUUGGAGUUUGCAGGCUGCUGCUGAGAGCCUCCACCGCAGCGAGUCCAUGGUGUCACUUGCCUGCUUCAAAACGCUCGCUCAGCUGAUCAACAACGAUGGCAACGAACUGCAGAACUACCUCGCGGCGAACAAGAAUAUCAAUGUCGACGAUAGGGAUGAGAACGGCACAACAGCGCUCAUGUGCGCGAGUGAGAAAGGACGCGUGGAGGCGGUCCGAUUGUUGCUCGGUGGGGGCGCCGACGCGUGCGCAGCUGACGUAGACGGAUGGACGUCCCUUGCGUUUGCGGCGCGCGCCGGACACCUCGCCGUCGUAGGCGAACUGCUGGACGCUGGUGCGCCGGUAGAUUCGCGGGAUUGUGGCAAUUGGACACCGCUUAUGUGGGCUGCUUAUAAGGGACACGAAGAUAUUGUGGCUUUGCUCUUGGAGAAAGGAGCCGAUGUUCACGCACAUGGGAAUUAUAAUAUCAAUUCCCUAGUAUGGGCGUCGGGUCGUCAUCACAGCGGUGUGGUCCAACGCCUCCUCGCUGCAGGUGCUCGUCCGAACUCGUGCGAUAAGUAUGGCACGUCCGCACUUACGUGGGCGGCGCGAGCGGGUGACGUCACUGCGUGUGCGGCGCUGUUACGUGCGGGCGCAGACCCCAACACUGCUGGAAUGUACUGCUGGACACCUCUCUUACAAGCUACUCAAGGCAACCACUUCGAAAUAGUCCAAAUGCUCCUAGAGCACAAACCGAACGUGAACGCGUUAGACAAGGACGGAUGCACCGCACUGGCCACAGCUUGCAAAGAAGGCUUCUAUGACAUCGCCUUAGCGCUGAUCAGUUCCGGGGCGUAUAUAAAUGUUCAGGACCAUUCAAAGGACACGCCUCUCAUCCAAGCGGUAAAAGGUGGAUACAAGCAUAUAACGGAGGCUCUGCUGAAAAAGCACGUGGAUGUGGACCUGCCAGGAAAGGAGAAGAAGACUCCGGUGUACACGGCUGUGGAGAAGGGACAUGUCGCCAUUUUGAAAUUGCUGCUCGCGUCUAAUCCUGAUCUGGAACAUUGUACGAUUACUGGUGACACACCAUUGUUGCGAGCUGUACGCUCGCGGAACGCGGAAAUGGUGGCAUUGUUAUUGGAACGUAAAGCUCGUGUGAAUGUCGCUGAUAACCGCGGAGACACAGCCCUGCAUAUAGCAAUGAGGGCUAGGUCUAAACAAAUAGUAGAAAUACUUCUCAGGAAUCCGAAAAAUAGUCAACUCCUAUACAAGCCAAACAAACUGAACGAGACACCGUAUAAUAUAGAUAUGAGUUACAAUAAGACGAUACUAGGACAGAUAUUUGGCGCUCGGAAGCUGAACACGAAUGAAGAUAACGAGAAUAUGCUGGGAUAUGAGCUGUAUAGUGCUGCCCUGGCGGACAUGCUGUCUGAACCGAGCCUGUCAGUACCUAUUACUGUUGGUUUGUUUGCAAGAUGGGGUUCCGGAAAGUCUUUUCUGCUUAAUAAGUUAAAAGAGGAAAUGAAGAACUUCGCCCGGCAAUGGAGCGAAACGGGUUGGUCAUGGUCGUGGGCGGUCUGGUGGAGUGCCUGGCACGCGGCGCUAGCGCUAGCAGCUGUUGCAGCUGCUGCGGGCACACCGCCAUAUAUAGCGCUUGCGCUUUGCUUCGUUCUGUUUGCUGCUAUAUACCUCGCACUCUAUACGCUUUGGUAUUUAACGCAUAGAUAUGAAUGGUGGUGGGCUGGUGGAGUAUUAUCGGCGAUGGGAAAACGCUUCAGUUCGCUGUUGCUAGUGUUGCAAGUAGUAUUCUGUCAUCCGCCGGGACCGAAUGACCCCAGAGCAUUGCCAGCGACACCGAUUAGAUUUCACUUCACCGAGGGUAUGAAGAGCGGUAGUGGUCAGGAGAGCGAAGCGAUGGUUGUCCAAAUGAUCGCAAGCCUUGCUGAGGCGCUGGAGGUGCAAUACGGACGCGCGUGUACGCGACUUGCACGCGCUUUUCGACCUAAGCCGGUUUCAUCUACUUCGGGUUGGAAAUGGCGACGGGCGUGCUGUGUACCGCACAUUGUCACUUUCGAAGUAUGUUUCACCUGCCUUUUGCUUGCGAUGUGUAUACUCACUAUAUACCUGAGUGACACCGGCGCGGAACAAUCGCGGCGUGACAUUCAACAGGGUCUGCUGAUCGGCGCGUGCGCAGCUAGCGGGGCGUUGCUGCUCGCGAACGUGUUCACAGCUGGGAGGGCGCUCGCUGCUCUAGCCAUCCCGCCCAGAGUUCGUCUCGCGAGAAUAGCUAGGCAGGCUGCUAAGGAUCACCACGCACACGUCUUGGCUCUUCGGCCAGAAGUGCAAGCGCUUACGCAUACUGUGUCAUGCCUGGACGCGUUCACGGGUCAACAGACACGUCUAGUUGUGGUCGUGGACGCUCUAGACAGCUGCGAACAAGAGAAGGUUCUCGCUCUGCUCAAUGCUGUUCACGCCCUCUGCUCUGACCCGAAGAGCCCUUUCAUCCUGCUGCUCGCUAUCGACCCUCACAUCAUCAGCAAGGCAGUAGAAAUAAACAGCCGCCGCGCGCUAUCUGAAAGCAACAUCGGCGGAUGGGACUACCUCCGCAAUAUGGUGCAGCUACCGUUCUACCUGCAAAACUCAGCAUUACGCAGGGUCAAAACCGCUCAGCACACUGCCACUAAGAGGAUGCACACCAUCGCCGCUGACGAUUUCUCUACCUCGUUGCAGCGAUCGGUAUCAGCGCGUCGUCUAUCAUCAACAUCAGAACUGAUGUCCAGUCAAGAGCGGAUAAAGCCUCAAGCGACGAAAGAGAGUGUGCGGAGACUUCGUCCCUCGGAGUCUAUCGCGUCAUCCGUUGCUUCGGGGCUGCAUAGGGCUGUGCCCGCGCCCGCUGGCGGAGCUGCGGACCUUGGUCGGGUGCUGUUGACCGAUGAUUACUUCAGCGAUGUCAACCCUAGGAGUAUGAGGAGGCUUAUGAAUGUACUGUAUGUUACUGGUCGUCUACUUAAAGCCUUUCAAAUCGAGUUCAAUUGGUACCAACUAGCAUCGUGGGUCAAUCUCACGGAACAGUGGCCCUUCCGCACCUCCUGGAUCAUAUACCAUCAUGAAACAUACGAGGAGCACAUCGAGGACACCACGUCUCUUAAACAUAUUUAUGAUAAGGUGAAGCCCCUUAUAAGCGGCUUACGUGAGGCUGGAAAUCUCCUGGAGUUGGAUCGGGAUGAACGUAAAUUGGAAGUGUUUCUGUCAUUCCAUCGAGCUACUUUAACCGCGGCUGAUCUGAAGAUUUUCUUGCCUUUCACGAUCAAUCUAGAUCCUUAUAUCAAGAAAGUUAUAAAAGAGGAGCACUUACAAUCCGGGGUAGACGAUGACUUAGGCGCAGGCGCUGCACCCUACCCCACUCAAAAGCUCACACAUUCUAAACUGCAUCAUAGGAAACAGAAACUGCAGCCAGCGUCUAGCCAACCACAGACUAACGCACAGUUGUGGGCUGGGUGGGCGUCGACCAAUACGGCCACGCCCCUCAAUCAAGCACCGCAACCCGCUGUCUUGCCGCCAUACCAGCCCGCGACAAUGCCCGUUGUUGGCGGAAAUCCAGUAGCUAUGAUAAGAACAGCUUUUCCUAUUGUGGGCGAUGUGUCGAACGUACGACUAUCACAACUAAGCGUUGAGCGAGUGUGUUCCCUUGUACGAGAUGCACUUGGCGCCGGUGCGGGAACGUCAUGCGCAAGCGCAUUACAACGGCACCACGUGUGCGGACUCGUACUCUCCGUUUGUCGCCUGGUUGAACUUCGGCCGAUAUUGGAUCUGCCCUUCGGCGACUGGGAACUCUUUAAAAUGCUGAUAAUGAACCUUCGAGAAUUAGAAGCGUCGAUGCCCGUCAGCGCACCGGCACUUUCAGUUUUACCAGACAAAUCUGGUGACACAGAAACUGAUGCUAUCCCAGUGAAACCCAGAACUGUGUUGGAGCAUCAGCGGUCUCGACCCACAAACGUUGAGAAACAGGUCACCCUCGAGGAGCAGAUGAUCUGCGGCGCGCUACAGACUCUAAACGAAGAGGCGAUGGAGGACGUCCUUCACUCGGAGCCUUCGCCCCCAGGUGGUGAACGUGAAAUAAGGUCGACGGUUUGUCGAGGUGCGUCGUGGGCGGGCACGGCCGCCUGCCCCGCCCCUGCGCCCUCGCCCCGCCCAGCUGCUGGCAGCUUCCGUACGCGUCGGGCGCACGAUCUUCCAGCGGUAACAUUCAAAGUCGAGAACGAAGAAGAUUCAGAUGAGGGUCACAUUACAUUCACAGCGCGACCACGCAAAGUGGAGGCCGCUGGGCGCUCCCGGCCAUCUUCUCUUCUCGUGAGCGAUGACGUCUCGGAAGCCAGCGACCGUCUCUCUACCCGCUCCAGAUCUGUGGAGGACUCGACGCGCACGGGCUCGCCGGUCAUCGACCUAAAGCUACGGAACCUCCGUCGAACCGCUGAUAUCCUUCGAAAAGUCGGUUCAGCCGAGAGACUGAGUCGGCUCAAAGACAAGUUUUUCUCGCUCAACUCUGGUUCUCGCGAGCGCAGUCCACCGCGAGAAGAACCGAGCGACGAGGAGUCAGUCCCACUCGUCUCUUCGCCGACUGUCAGCGCUACCUCACCGCAGACGGAUAACGCGGACGCAUCGACGAGGAUGUCCUCUCCCAUCGGAUCUACGACACCAUCCUACAAGAAGCCGUUGGACGUCGAAUGUGGCGAUCGUAGCCAAGAGUACACGGCUAGUUCUGAUUUCUCCCCUCGAUCGGAUACGACGGAGCUCGAAUCACCCAGAGAGAGCGGCACCGUAUUCGACAUGUUGCCAGAAUCGAAGAAUGGCAACGGACCUUCCUACAAAGUGAGCAUGAUCAGGGAAGAGAGUAACGGUUCCAUAUCGAACAUGGUCGAGCCUUAUAACAUGAGGCUUCUAGCGCACGGCACUACGGAGGGUUCCCGAGCGCUUUGGAGGCAGGACGCUCUGGACUCCGGUCCGCCCUGGCCCUGGGACGAGCCAGACUCCGCUGUAUGA